AUGGACUACGUUACCCGAGGGGUCUGCGGUCAAGAUGGUUGCCGUGAGACCCGAUAUUAUCUCGACAAUGGACUUUGGUAUUGUCGGCGCGGCCAUUUGCAGGAGGGUGUCCAAGUCGCAGAAGAUGCCGACGAUUUCGGAAACCUAGGCAAAACACAUCGCCUGAAGAGAGAAACCAGGGAGAAGGCCAGCAAGACACUUCGUGGCCGUCCGGCCUACACGCUUUUCUUGCAAACCUACCAGCUUAUCCUUUGGAAACAAUGUCAUGUCUUGAUUCAUGCACACGAUUUCCCAGAGGAACUUGAGAUCGUUGUUCGCGAUCUCUGGGCUCUUCGUCUGCAAGAUUUUGAAGCGAGAAUCACUGAGGCUACUGAAGAUGACGAGGAUGAUACCGAAUCUGAACUGUUCAGCUCACAACCCGCAGGAAAAGGUGAAUCUCGUGAUGGAUUCAAACCAAACUCGAGGUAUCUCGAAUGGCCUCGUCUGAUUGAUUCUGUUGCACUGUGUUAUCUCGCAGCGUUUUUGAUGCGGCUUCCUGUCUGUGUCAGUGAUUUUCACGAUAUGAUAAUGCGGCAGCAGAUCCCCUACGCUCGAGUCCUGGCAACUGUUCCUCGGGAAAUGAGGGAUAGGCUUCCGCCAGAACUGACUGGGAUCCUUGAAGUCAAUACAAUACCUAAUGCCGAGCGGUUCCACCGCAGCGUCCUGGAAAUAGCGCUGUUCUAUCAGCGCCGAUUUGAAUUGGACCUUCCUCCAUUGAAUUCGCCCAUGGUUCUUUUCCGGCUCAUCAAGAGAUUGGCUUUACCAAUUGAGAUAUAUGAUUCAACUAGGAUCUUGCAAGAACUACUAGACUUCAAAUUUCAGUAUCCGACAACAAGUUCAUACGAUGGCCGAAAAACAGCACUUCUUCUUCCUGACUUGCAAUUGAUGGUGCUGAUUGUCAUUUCUACGAAACUACUUUUCCCAAUCGAUGAUUUGAAAAGGUAUCCCGACACAGAUAAAGAGCCUGCUACGCAGGUCAUGGACUGGACCGUCUGGGCACGCGCGCAGAACAAUUUCGAUCAUGAUCAGCCAUUUGGGGAAAACAUUGGAAAAAAGACUGCCAUUCAGAUCACAGACGAAGAUGUGUUGAGCAUGACAUCUGCCCAAUUAGACACUUACAUGGACUGGUAUGAACGCAGUUGGCUGGAUACUUCUAAGGAACCCAGUCGCAUCGCCGAAAUGUUUCCCAUCAGCCGGGCAGAACAAGAUAUCCAACCAGCCUCUACCGCUGCCCCAGAACCAUCCUCUGCUUCUGUUCCAGCCGUUCCAACCCCUCCCCUUGACCCAGAAUCUUUCUCUACUUCUCCCCCUGCCACUCCUGAUACGACUCGACAAAAGCUCGACCUUUUGCUACAAACAGUCAUGCAAACCCUUAGAACCAGAAGGGUCAUCCCUGAAGACGAAGAGGCCGAUCACAGGCGUCCCGGCGAGUGGUAUCACCGGUAUCGAUGGGAAUCACAUCUCAGUGGCCCCGCACGGACUUUUUACGAGGUGGCAGCCCAGCUCGCUGCAGUCCCAUUGAAAACUCUUGUCCGUGCUGUCACGGUUGUUGAGUUUAGGAUCGCACAGCAAGAUGAAGAGCGACAGAACAGAGAGUACUUCGCUAGUUUGGAAGGAGAAGGAAUGGACACUGACGAAAGCGAUGUUGACCACACGUAUGGAAUUGCUGAUUUUGAAGAGGACAUGUACGACUCGGAGUCCGAAGAUAUGGACGAUGAUGAUUUAAUGUCCAAUUCAAAGAUGUGGUAG
This is a messenger RNA of Penicillium samsonianum, 1788 nucleotides long. Its product is annotated as TFIIB-type zinc finger domain-containing protein. The transcript is spliced from 7 exons. The coding region runs from base 1 to 1788 and encodes 595 amino acids. Gene Ontology annotation, cellular component: RNA polymerase I core factor complex; RNA polymerase transcription factor SL1 complex. Gene Ontology annotation, biological process: nucleolar large rRNA transcription by RNA polymerase I; RNA polymerase I preinitiation complex assembly. Lineage: Eukaryota; Fungi; Ascomycota; Eurotiomycetes; Eurotiales; Aspergillaceae. The record is from RefSeq and is a predicted model, not a curated record. Gene Ontology annotation, molecular function: RNA polymerase I core promoter sequence-specific DNA binding.